Molecule: messenger RNA, 724 nt
Organism: Puntigrus tetrazona (Sumatra barb)
Lineage: Eukaryota; Metazoa; Chordata; Actinopteri; Cypriniformes; Cyprinidae
Exons: 2
Coding region: 92-724 (210 amino acids)
Source: RefSeq, a predicted model, not a curated record
CGUUGCCGUGCUCACCGACUGCACCCAGAGCACCGAGCACCCAGAAGAUAACGCCACUGACAGCGCUAAGCGCUCGCGACCCGGCCAGGAGAUGGAGGAGCUGCUACAGCAACUCACAGAGGUGUCCCUUCGACAGCAGCAGAUCGUAGAACACCUGGCGAACCGACAAGGGCAGCUCGAGCAGGAGCUCGCUGCCCAGGGUGCCGCCGCUCGACCGCGCCCCGCCGUGCCCGAUCCCCGCAUUCAAGCAGCGCAACUCCUUCCAAAAAUGACCAGCUAUGACGACCCAGAGAUUUUUUUACAGAUGUUCGAGAAUGUCGCCGUCACGGAAGGAUGGGAUCGCCAAGAGUGGGCACGCGCGCUGGCCCCGCUGCUAACUGGAGAAGCGCAGCGCAGCUUCUAUGCCAUGCCGGCUGACCUGGCUGCCAACUAUGACGACCUGAAACGGGAGAUCCUCGGAAGGGUCGGUCUAUCUCCGAUCUGCGCAGCCCAGGGGUUCUUUGACUGGGCGUUCCAACCACGCCGACCGGCCCGGGCUCAAGUCGCCGAGCUCACCCGUCUAGCCCAACAUUGGCUACUGGAUCAGGACCCGACCCCCGGCCAGAUCGUCGAGAGGUGGUCAUCGACCGCUCUUGCGGGCUCUUCCCCGAUCCUACCGCCAGGCGGUCGGCAUGCGCAAUCCCCGGACGUCCUCGGAGUUAGUGGAAGCGGUCGAGCUGGCUGA